UAUUAUGCACUCUUCACUACGAACUCUCUAGCUCUUCUUAACAGAAACACACAACAAAGUUAAGUUACAAAAGAGUAACAAGAGAUGGCAAGUAGGUAUUUAGCAGUGUUUCUUGUUGCUCUAACGGUGGUUCAAUCCGUCACCGCCGCAAGACCGACCCCGGCCAAGAAUGUCGGAGCUGGUCUUGACGACCAAAAGAAUUUUGUUGCGUUUGCUGGAGUCGGUGGAGCUGCUGGAGCAGGCCUUGGUGGUGUAGCCGGUGGAGUAGGUGGCGUCGCUGGAGUUCUACCUGUAGGUGGAGUAGGCGGAGGGAUUGGUGGUCUCGGCGGUGGUGUAGGUGGUCUAGGCGGUGGUGUAGGUGGUCUAGGCGGUGGUGUAGGUGGUCUAGGCGGUGGUGUAGGUGGUCUAGGCGGUGGUUCAGGUCUCGGUGGUGGAAUAGGAGGAAUUGGUGGUGGUUCAGAUCUUGGUGGUGGUGUAGGUGGACUGGGCGGCGUAGGUGGACUCGGCGGUGUAGGUGGCAUAGGCGGAGUUGGUGGCUUGGGAGGAAUUGGCGGUGGAAGCGAUUGCGGUGGCGUUCUUCCUCACCCUUGAUGAUAUAAACGUUUAUCGAGUGGUUUAUAUUUGUUCAGUUUAUCAUGUUGUUUUUCCCAAUUUUAUGUUUCAAGUCUAUUUUUCAUGCUGUUUGUUAUUAAUUUCUUGUGAGAAACCUUGUGCUAUCAAUAAAUAGAGUAUUUUUCGUGUGGAAAA
Molecule: messenger RNA, 747 nt
Organism: Brassica napus (rape)
Lineage: Eukaryota; Viridiplantae; Streptophyta; Magnoliopsida; Brassicales; Brassicaceae
Product: glycine-rich protein 5-like
Exons: 1
Coding region: 85-591 (168 amino acids)
Source: RefSeq, a predicted model, not a curated record